CCUCUGCCGUGCCCGUGCAGGCGCAGCGGACGAAGCAAGGCACGACCUCGCUUACCCCUUCGCACGGAUCGCCUCUUUUCUACGAUCUUCCUCACUCUUCACCAGCGCCACAACAUCUUCCCUGCUACAAUCUCCCCCCUUUCAUCACGAAUACCUUCGCAGCAAUCAGAAAAUGGACCAGCUCAUGAACGCCGGCAAGCAGUUCCUCGCCAACCAGGGCGGUGGAGACAACCAGCAGCAGCAGCAGCAACAGGGCGGCGGCGGCGGCAACCAGGGCUUCGACAUUGGCUCGGUGCAGUCGCUCAUCUCGAACGCUCAGAACCACGGCAACGGUCAGCAGCAGGACGCUUCACUGUUCAACAGCGCCGCUUCGUUCCUCAAGAACAACCAGGGCAACAUGGACGGCAACAUCGACGAGAACACGCUUCUCCAGCACCACGACAAGGUCCAGAACUCGAACGAGACGGCCCACUCGAGCGAGAUCGGCAACGCUGCUGCGCUGGGCGCCAUCAAGAACGUCCUCGGCGGAUCCGGUGGCGGCGGCCAGGGUGGAGGUGACUUCCAGUCGAAGCUCAUCGGAGCGGCCAUGUCGCAGGCCGGCCAGCUCUUUGACCAGAAGCAGCAGAACGGCCAGGCCUCUGGCGACAAGCAGGACGCCAUGCAGACGGCCGGACAGGCAGUCAUGAAGCUCCUGAUCAAGAACCAGGUCUCGGGCAUGAUCGGCGGCGGCCAAUCGGGUGGCCUCGGCUCGCUGGCAAAGCUGCUCAUGUAGAUCGGCAUCUCAUUGGAAAUGUCAUUCAAGAUGAAGUGACGACAACGAUGUUGAUGGUGUUUAUCUAGGAUGACUCUGAUGAUGGAUGAUGUAGAUUGAAUCUGGUAUUGAUGACAGUAGGGAUGACUAUUUUAUGGUAUGCUCCCAGGCUGCGUCUCAUGUAAGUGGUGUACGAUGGCCUACGUCAGCUUGGUCCACUUUGUGUCCCUCCUCGUCGUCAGAUAGACGUCGGUCUCUGCAUUUGGUCCCCCCACCCAAGCGCCCCUCUGCGUCGGCGACAGGUUGGAGACUCGGUACUUCUGUCCGACGACAAAGGCAUUUUUGCCGCCCUGCAUCUUGUCGACGUCCCAGACAUGCAGAAGCAGGCUCCUCCUGCACGCCGACCUUU
Molecule: messenger RNA, 1160 nt
Organism: Acaromyces ingoldii
Lineage: Eukaryota; Fungi; Basidiomycota; Exobasidiomycetes; Exobasidiales; Cryptobasidiaceae
Exons: 2
Coding region: 173-772 (199 amino acids)
Source: RefSeq, a predicted model, not a curated record